Uloborus diversus is the source of this 5610-nucleotide messenger RNA. RefSeq names its product ankyrin repeat and fibronectin type-III domain-containing protein 1-like (gene wake). Gene Ontology annotation, molecular function: protein binding. NCBI's taxonomy places the organism in Eukaryota, Metazoa, Arthropoda, Arachnida, Araneae, Uloboridae. The transcript is spliced from 18 exons. Gene Ontology annotation, biological process: regulation of establishment of bipolar cell polarity; signal transduction; establishment of mitotic spindle orientation. The coding region runs from base 1 to 3096 and encodes 1031 amino acids. The record is from RefSeq and is a predicted model, not a curated record. Gene Ontology annotation, cellular component: spindle.
AUGACAGCCACUUUUGAAGAAAAAAAGCUUAAAGGGAAAAGAAACAUAAAAAGAUCACGUCAAGGUAGUUUGGAAAGAAUAAUUGAUUCAGGUCCUCUUACGAAAGCAGAGAGAAAAAAAUUAGAGAAAGUCAACAAGUUUAAUAUUGACCUUCAAGCUCUGUUUGCAGCAGUGGAACACGAGCAACUGGACAGAGCUCGAAGUAUACUACAGUCCACAGAUGUCAAUGUUAACAGCGUGAAUGGUGAUGGUUUUACGCCGCUGGAUUUGGCGGUCAUGACUACAAAUGUUGCGAUGGUCCAACUUUUGCAGUCUCAUGGAGCCUCAGAAAGUGCUAAAUUUCCUUGUCGUGACAGCAGGAACAGUCACCUGCAAACUCUCUUACGUGAAGCGGGUCGCUGCGUGGAUGACUUGAGCACCUGUGUUCUCAGCGCAGCUACCAAUGGAAGUUUAUCCGCGGCUCUCUUAAAAGAAAAAGAGCGUCAGCUGUCGCUAUGGCAACGACGGCAUCAACUUCUCAAAAGAAUGAAAACUGGUUUUGAUCACUUACGUCCUCCAGAUCCACCAUCCAGUGUGCAGUUGGAAGUGGUGGGUACAAGGUCUCUAAAAGUGAAAUUUACUGAACCAGAGACGGCCCAUCAAGAAGAUAGUAUCGUAACCAAAUAUAAAGUGGAAUGGAGCUGCUACGAGGACUUCAGCCUGCUGGCCGGGAGCCGGGAACUGGCCGACGUGCAGCGUCUUGAGAUCACGAUUCCGGACCUGACCCAGGGCAGCACGUACUUCGUGCGGGUCGCGGCGGCCAACGUCAAGGGAGACAGCGAGUGGAAGGGCGCCUCGCCCCUCUCGGCCACCCCCUCCUGCUGGCGUGACGUUGAGGAGAAAGUUCCCCGUUCGGCAGGCCGAAACGGGAAACUGGAUGAUCUCUUUCAUCAGAUCAUCAACUCCAGACCGGGACAUUCAAGUGAAAUAAAAGGUAAGAUUUUGGCUGACUUAUCUGAUACGCCGCAACAACAAAGGCGGCAGGUUCGCAAAAGUAUAAAACAUUUAUUUACCUCAGCACCCAAGUUCCAGAAAAACAUGAAAAGGGGCGUUUUCUUGGCCUGCUUGCUGUAUCACGAAGAUCGGAUCAUUGUGACAGCAGAAGACACACUUCCUAUUUUAGAGGUGGACGAGACGUAUCCUUCGCCCCUCCACACGGAUUUCCACUGGCUGAUGAAGGUUGCCUGUACUUGGGAAGACGUUAAGACCUUAAAGCAAGAUAUGGAGAAAAGCCAUUCAUCUUCAAACGUCCAUUUUCGAAGUAAGCUGCUGCAAGCUGUGGAGCAAAUGCAGGCUGCCUUAGGUCUCCAGGAUUUAGGACAAUUGUACUACCUCCCUCUUAAGGACAGCGAAGGUACAACAGUACUGUGUACAGUGAAACAGGUUCGUGAUCCCAAGACUAUGGUCACGCUGUCCGUAAGGUGGAUGCCUCUUUAUAAAAUACAGAGGAAGAGGGCAAACAACUCGGAUAGCAACGGUGAUAACCCUGGAGUUAGUGAUUUGCUGCUGGACUCCCUACAAGAAAUGAUACUGUACAGUCAAGUCAGUAACAGGUCACUGACGAGAGGUUUGUACGUAGGCUAUAUGAAGUUAAAAAGCUCCGUUGAUGCUAUUCGAGUUGUUGUGCCAAGGUUAACACCGAAUGUUUUGCCUCAUAUUAAGAUUCGAGAUAAUCCUCAUGUCUCACGUGAAGAAUGGCAGUGGUUCAAAAGCCUUGCUGCUGGAAGCUUACCCAGCGGGCCUUCCGAAAUUCAAAUGAAAUUCCAGAAAGCUUUGUCUGUAGCAACAAAGCAGCUACUGGCAGAGCUAGACAUUCCAGAAAAUGUUUCAGACCUUCACAGGUUCUACGACGUUGAAGUUAUAGAAUUGAGUAACGACGUUUCUUUUUUACUGGUGCUACCCCCUGUUGAUAGCGUUUGUUCCGUUCCUGGUCAAUGUGACGAAAUAACUUCUAGACCCGACUGCAUUCCACUACCAAUACAGAUAUUUGAAAUGAUACACAUGACAACCUAUCAGUCCAGCUUCAUAACUCGAUAUUCUCGGCUUUCAUCUAUAUUAGAAAUGGACAAUAUGCUUGCUCAUCAUGCUCAUAGAGAGGCCUUUUCAUCGUCCGAACUGUCGGAGGCUAAAUCUCGGCUAAGUCAGUUGCAAGAAUUUCAGGGCCAAGUCGACAACGUCUGGAGAGCUGUUCGAUGGAUCAUGGAUGUGCUCACUUUCGCCCGAGACAAGCAAGGAUCUAAUGGUGUGCCUUUGAAAGACAUCUGGACAAAUGCCAGCACGCCGGACUCCCCAAGCAUGCCUUUGCCUCCCCUGCUGCAAAAGCAAGUGAAAGAAGGCAGCCGCAUCACUACCAGUCUUUCGGUGAGGUUAGCUCACACGGAGCGAAGGCAGAUACGACGAUGUUCCUCAACUUCCCGCUUGCAGAUGAGCUACGCCGAUUCCUGCAACGACGUCGACAGUAUCCUCAGCGGCUCCAAAGCCCACAGUGCAGAGAGACUGGGAGACACGAACUUUGGAAAAGACCACCACAGAGACAGUAUUCGCAGCUCAUUCACAGGCAGUCUGAAGUCCUUGUCCUCGGCGGACAUUACCCUGGACGACGACAAGCUUAGUAUCUACUCGAAAGACAGCGCUUGUUCUAACGACGAGGACUGCCACUGUCACGGAGAAGAGAAAGGUUCUGAAGAAGCUUUGCAGUCGUCGUCUCCGGUUCCCUCGCAUUCACACAGUUCCGAUAUCAUCCGAGUGUACGCGGCGUACGACACGGGACUCCCCAGUGGUACGAGCAUCAGGCUGCACGUGACGCCACGUACCACUGCUCGCGAAGUGGUGGAUCUGGUUGUGAAGCAGCUUAAUAUGGCAGUGAUACUCAAAGGAAGAGGUGGACCUAUAUAUGGUAACAGCCAGCUGCACAAUUUCUGUCUUGUUGUGACUGCUGGCGCAAGGGAAAGGUGCCUCAGCGAUGACUUUCAACCUAUGAAACUUCAAGGUCCAUGGCUUAAGGGAAAACUUUUCGUGCGCAGGAAGAACAACUUGUUCAAUCAUAAUGCUGAUUAGUGGGAAGAGUAGAAAAAGAUUUUAAUAACCGGUUAUUCGAUUAUUUUUACUACAAAAAUUCAAUUGUUUCAAUUGCCCGCCGAGUACAAGUAAGAGAUAUUAAUGAUUUUUUCGCUUACAAUUUUUAAUCUGACGUUGGCAAAUAGUAGCUGAUAAUAUCUAGAGUAAGACUAUGUGUUAGGAUACCGAAUUUAAAAUGUUGAAGAUAAUAGAUAUUAACUAUUUAUUCUUAACUCAUUUCUAAAUUAUGCAGGCUAAAAUUUUUUUACAACUAAAAAAAUAAUUCAGUUAUAUCAUUUUCAAGUAUUUGCAACAAAUAAACUUCUUUUGUUUCCGUAAUUUCUUUCAUAUUGUCAAAGUUUGUUCCUUCUUCACCAUACAAGUUUUUUUUAAAUGCCUGCUCUUUGGGGAUUACUCUCUCUCUCUCUCAUCAAGCCAAAAUCAUGUAUAAUUUUGAAAUGGUAAUCAGUUAUUAGAAGUAUAAUAAGACCGUCCUAGGAAAAAUGUGCAUAAAGCUACAAUUUCUUCGAAUCUUUUAAAAACCAUAGCCAAAAAUAAGGACUGAAAUGGAAUUAAAAUAGCGAAAAAUCAACUUUUAUACAUAAUUAACUCGAGGUUACGGAUUAAGUGCCUUUACAGCAAAAGUCAACACGGAAGUGAGUUUUUGAAGCUUCUAAGUAAGGAAAAUUUACUUACUGAAACAUUCUAAAAAGAAUUGAAACGUUUUGAAAGUAGUUACAAAACCAAUUUUUAGGGUCCAAGUUUGCACUCAAAGUGAAAUUGUACGUUUAAGAUCUACCUUGCUUUGGUUAAAAAAAAAAAGAAAAAAGAAAGAAAGCACUAUCUGCAACAGUAACUAUUUAUAAAAAAAGAAACUAAAAUUUACACCCGAAUCCAGUUUUUGUACUUGACAAUUUCAAAAGUAAAGGUAUGCAUGAAACAAAAUGUUUGUUCUGACAAAAAAAAAAAAAAAGCUGCAAAGAUGUUUUGCAACGAUGGGGCAUUUUGGAUGCUUGCGCAUAGCUGGGCAGUAGUUAUUAAUAGAAUUACAGCUGAGUCUUUUCAUUUUAUGCCAGAGUUAGAAAUGGGUACUUGAAGAAGAUUAAAUGAGUCUUGUUUCUAUUUUCUCAAGAGGAUUAUCAUAUUAGCUAAGCUUACAUGAUAGCCCUUUAUAUAAAUCUGAAGCUGUUUAGUUUCAUUCGUCAUCAGAAGUACAAUUGACUUAAUCUUAAUUGAACAAUAAAUCAAAAACAGCAGCUAACAUUUUGAUACUUAUUUAUUUUUCAACCGAGGUUGACUUGAAACAUUUUUGCAUAUCAACCCUUCAGAGGUUUAAAGACUGUAAAUAGUUGCAUUUAGUAUGUCAUAUUAAGGGUGCAUUUAUUUUUAUGUUCAAUGAAGCUUGGAAACGUCAUAAGUACGCUAAAAUUGCCAAAUGAGCUUCUUCUUAUCUGUGCAUUUUUAAAGUUCAUCUAAUGUUAAUUUUCAGCACAAUUAAGCAUUCUCAAUUAUACCUCUGAAUACUUAAGAGACUGUAAUGUCAUUCUUUUAAGUAGUUUGUACAUAAGCGAUUCUGCACCUCUUUUUUCUAGACAUGAAUCAUUGAAAUAAGUUAAUACAAGUACAUUUUAAAUUGAACCAACAGCAGAUUCUUUUUGUAGUAGGCAGGUACCAAAAUAAACCAAAGCCUUUUAUAAAUAGUAAAUUUGACGUUAAAAAUCACUGUCAAAACCAAACUCUAACACAAAAGUUUCCGAAAUUAUUUUUGCGUUUCGUGCAAUCAAUACUGCAACACUAUUCCAUUCAACGCUAUUGAUUCGAGGAAACGAUCAAAUAGUUAAAUUAGAUUUGAACAAAAAAAUAGUUCAGAUAAUCGGCUAACUGGUUAAAAUAAAGUCUGCUUGAACAUGUUUAGUGAGAUGAACUGGAAUGUAAAUAGAGGAAUUAGCAAGCAAAAGUGAUACUGAUGCCAAAUUUUUCAGAACACUAUUAGAAUUACUUAUAAAUCAAUGUGUACACAUUGUGCUUUUCAUUUCCUUUUCACUUAGAGCGUCGUAUGUUCACUAGUUUGUAACGGCACAUUGAGUGUAUUAUUACUUUUAUGUACAUUUGUUUCAUUUGUAAUAUUUUCCUUUUUUGGUCAUUAAUGUCCGAAGUGUAUAUUUGUUCAUAAUUUAUUUUAUAUUAAGUUAAUCAAAGCUAGUUUUAUUUUCAGCUGUCAGAAAUAGGAAAUUGUCCCAUAGUCACGCUAAUCUUUAUACAAGACUUUCAAGCUGAAAAAAAUCAAAACAUUUUAUUAAGAUAUUUCAUAAAAUUUCCUAAAGAGAUGAAUUAGAUUUGAAACAUAAGAUUUUCUAAUGAAGUUUAGUAAUAUUUAAAACUGCAAUAUUUCGAAAUAUUAGAUUUUUAGAAUGUGAACAAAUUGAUAAAUUUUAUGAAAAGAAAUUAUAAAUUAAAACCCUCCAUUUAUUGUAUUUUGCUAUGAAUCAAAAAUAUGUACAGCUUGAAAUUGAA